Syngnathoides biaculeatus (alligator pipefish) is the source of this 2934-nucleotide messenger RNA. RefSeq names its product glutamate receptor, metabotropic 2a (gene grm2a). Bases 1 to 2700 code for a protein of 899 amino acids. The record is from RefSeq and is a predicted model, not a curated record. Gene Ontology annotation, molecular function: group II metabotropic glutamate receptor activity. The transcript has 5 exons. Gene Ontology annotation, biological process: G protein-coupled glutamate receptor signaling pathway; regulation of synaptic transmission, glutamatergic. NCBI's taxonomy places the organism in Eukaryota, Metazoa, Chordata, Actinopteri, Syngnathiformes, Syngnathidae. Gene Ontology annotation, cellular component: membrane.
AUGUCAUUGGGGAACUCGCCAAUGUUGGGGGUGCGCCCCGUGCCCCGACCCCUCUGGCUGUCCCACAUUCUCCUCCUGGUCCUCCGCGUGACUCUCUUUGCCCAGGCUCCCCAGGGUUUGCCUGUGGUGGGUUAUAACACAGACUCCAAAAAGGAGAUCACGCUGGAGGGGGAUCUGAUGAUCGGCGGUCUCUUCCCCGUGCACCAGAAAGGCGAGGGCGCCCAGGAUUGCGGGAAGAUCAAUGCGCAGCGGGGAAUCCAGCGGCUGGAGGCCAUGCUACUUGCUCUCGACGAAAUCAACAGGGACGAACGCAUCUUGCCCGGAAUUCGUUUAGGAGCUCAUAUACUGGACACGUGCUCCAAGGACACAUACGCUCUAGAACAAUCUCUGGAGUUUGUCAGGGCUUCACUCACCAAAGUGGACGACAGCGAGUACACGUGCCCAGAUGGAUCCUACGCCAUCCAUGAUGAAGUCCCGUUGGCCAUCUCUGGAGUUAUCGGAGGAUCUUACAGCGACGUUUCUAUUCAGGUGGCCAACUUGCUGCGACUCUUUCAGAUCCCUCAGAUUAGUUACGCCUCCACCAGUGCCAAACUCAGCGACAAGACGCGCUACGACUACUUUGCCCGCACCGUACCUCCCGAUUUCUUCCAGGCCAAGGCCAUGGCGGAAAUCCUCCGUUACUUUAACUGGACGUACGUAUCGACGGUGGCGUCGGAAGGCGACUACGGCGAGACCGGCAUCGACGCCUUUCAGCAGGAGGCCCGAGCCCGCCACAUCUGCAUCGCCACUUCGGCCAAGGUGAGCCGGUCCAUGAGCCGCUGGAGCUACGAGAACGUGAUCCGCUCCCUGCAGCAGAAGUCCAACGCCAGGGUGGUCAUCCUGUUUACCCGCAGCGAAGACGCACGUGAGCUUCUGGUGGCGGCCAACCGCAUGAACGUCACUUUCACCUGGGUGGCCAGCGACGGUUGGGGAGCGCAGGAGAGUGUGGUGAGGGGCAGCGAAGCUGUCGCAGAUGGCGCGUUCACCAUCGAGCUGGCAUCCUAUCAGAUCCCCCACUUCAACGACUACUUCACGGCUCUCCAUCCGUACAACAACACCAGGAAUCCGUGGUUCCGAGAGUUCUGGGAGAACCAGUUCCAGUGUAGCCUCCAUGAUUUGAGCUGCGGGAAGCACUCCCUGCGAGAGGCUCCGUUUCAACCAGAAUCCAAGAUUAUGUUUGUGGUGAAUGCCGUUUAUGCGAUGGCCACCGCGUUACACAACAUGAGACAGGCCCUGUGCCCGAACUCCACCAAGGUCUGCGACGCUCUCAAACCUGGCAACGGCAGGAAGUUUUACAGGGACUACAUUCUUAAGACCAAGCUUGAGGCGCCAUUCCGUCCACCAGAUACCGACAACAUUGUCCGCUUUGACGCCUUCGGAGACAGCUUCGGCCGCUACAACAUUUUCCACUACCACAAGGAAGGCGGACGCUACAGCUACCGCAAGGUCGGUUACUGGGCUCAGAGUCUGAUCCUGAACACCAGCCUCAUCCCCUGGGCCGGGGCACCCACCUCUCAGUGUAGCGACCCCUGUAGGAAGAACGAGGUGAAGAGUAUGCAGCCCGGAGACGUGUGCUGCUGGAUCUGCAUCCCGUGUCAGUCCUACCAAUACCUGCAGGACGAGUUCACGUGCGCCGACUGCAGCUUUGGACAGUGGCCUCUGGCUAAUCUGACGGGUUGCUACGACCUACCUGAGGAGUACAUCCGCUGGGAAGAUGCCUGGGCCAUUGGACCCGUCACCAUCUCCUGUCUGGGGAUGACGUGCACGCUGUUCGUCAUUGGCCUCUUCCUCAAACACAACGAGACACCCGUGGUGAAAGCCAGCGGACGUGAGCUCUCCUACAUUCUCCUGCUGGGGGUGCUGAUGUGCUACACGAUGACGUUCAUCUACAUCGCCAAACCUUCCACGGCGGUUUGCACACUCCGCCGUCUGGGCUUAGGAACCUCCUUCGCCGUGUGCUACUCGGCCCUGCUGACCAAGACCAAUCGCAUCGCUCGGAUCUUCAACGGCGUGAAGGGCGGCGCCCAGCGACCUCGGUUUAUCAGCCCGGCCUCGCAAGUUGCCAUCUGCGGAGGUCUGAUCUCCUGCCAGCUGGUGGUGGUGGUGGUCUGGCUGCUCAUCGAAGCUCCCGGAGUGAGAAAGGAAGUGAGCCCGGAGAAGAGAGACGUCGUCACCCUCAAGUGCAACAGCAAAGACUCCAGCAUGCUCAUGUCGCUCACCUACAACUGCGUCCUCAUCAUCCUCUGCACGGUUUACGCCUUCAAGACCCGCAAGUGCCCUGAAAACUUCAAUGAAGCCAAGUUUAUUGGGUUCACCAUGUACACAACCUGCAUCAUCUGGCUGGCUUUUCAGCCCAUUUUCUACGUCACUGCCAGUGACUACAGGGUGCAGACCACUACGAUGUGCAUCUCGGUCAGUCUGAGCGGGUCGGUUGUCCUGGGCUGCCUGUUCGCCCCCAAAGUCCACAUCAUCCUGUUCCAGCCACAGAAGAACGUCAGCACUCUGAGAGUGGCCACCACCCGCUUCAGCGUCACCACCGGCCCGGCUUCCAGUUUCUCUCAAGCAUCGGCGUCGGCGUCAGCGUCGGCGCCGGCCUCCAACGCUGUUCCGACGGUGUGUAACGGACGAGAGGUGGUGGACUCCACCACCUCUUCCUUGUGAAGAUCAGCAGACGUUGUAAACACAAUUACAGUAUACAGUACAGUAUAACCACUAGUCCUCAAUCAGGUGUCUCAGAUAUUAAAGUGGACCAUUGUCCUGACUCUGUUGUCCUCAAAGUGCUGUGAGUACAAUGUCCCAAUGAUUUUCUUCUGUUCUUUUGAUUCAAAGCAAUUACAAAGUAAAUUGAUGGCACUUAAGAGUAUCGCCCUCGUUUCUACUGCGACAAUAAUAGUG